CAACAUUUAUCCAUGAAAUUUUCAGGAUACAGUAUUAAUGUAAAUUAAUGAUGGAAGAAUUUGAAGAUGAUGAUGAUGACCUUUUGACCUCAAUUUGUUUGGAGGAUCCAGUCCAAGAACAGAAGGAAGACACAUUUGUACCAGAAUCCUUUCCCUUUCCAUUUGAAGCCUAUGAUAUCCAGACUGGUUUUAUGAAAGAUUUAUAUAAAUGCCUCAAUAAUGGCAAAAUAGGCAUUUUUGAAAGUCCAACAGGAACGGGAAAGUCAUUAAGUUUAAUCUGUGGUGCAUUAAAAUGGUUGAAAGAUUAUCGUGAAAAACAACAACAAGAGCUAGAAGAACUGACUGUCUCUGAGGGUAGUAAAGGGAAUUCACAAGUAUCUAAUG
This is a messenger RNA of Lottia gigantea (owl limpet), 384 nucleotides long. RefSeq lists its product as hypothetical. Lineage: Eukaryota; Metazoa; Mollusca; Gastropoda; Lottiidae. Gene Ontology annotation, molecular function: DNA helicase activity; ATP binding. Gene Ontology annotation, cellular component: nucleus. The annotation marks the transcript as partial. The record is from RefSeq and is a predicted model, not a curated record. Gene Ontology annotation, biological process: establishment of sister chromatid cohesion. The transcript has 5 exons.